GGGAGGGGGGCGCGUGGCUGUCCUCGCGCACGCACCGAUUGAACUGCUUGACCGCCGCCGGCCGCCCCGGGGCCUGGCGGGUGACGCUGCGCGGGCCCGGCUGCCGGACUGCAGGCCCUAAAGACCGAGGAACUUGCCUCCUUGAUGAACCAAAGGAAGGAGUAUCCUGAAUCCAAAUCAUAGCUUUCAGCAGCUGGGAUUCCAAGCCACACAUUCCCUUUCCCAUUGGUGACUCAGGCAUACUUGAUCACCAUGAAGUUGCUGUGUCCAGGCUGCUUCCUGUUGGCCCUGCUCAGCAUAUGGAGGGGUGCUCCCCAGGUUCACGCCUCGUCUACAGCUGGGCCGCCUGUCAGCACUGCCUCUUUCCUGGAGGAUCUCAUGCAGCGCUACGGCAAGAAUGGCAGCCUCACGCUGCCACAACUGAAGGUCCUGCUUAACCACCUGGAUGUGGGAGUGGGCCGGGAGAAUGUCACCCAGCCUGGGCAGGGACACAGGAACUUGUCGACGUGCUUCAGUUCUGGAGACCUCUUUGCUACCCACAAUUUCAGUGAGCAGUCUCAGAUCGGGAAGAGGGAGUUCCAGGAGUUCUGCCCCACCAUCCUCCAGCAGCUGGAUUCCCGUGCCUGCACCUCUGAGAACCAGGAGAAUGAGGAGAAUGAGCAGACAGAGGAGGGAAAGCCGAGCGCCAUUGAAGUGUGGGGAUACGGUCUCCUCUGUGUCACCGUCAUCUCCCUCUGCUCCCUCAUGGGGGCCAGCGUGGUGCCCUUCAUGAAGAAGACCUUUUACAAGAGACUGCUGCUCUACUUCAUAGCUCUGGCGAUUGGAACCCUCUACUCCAACGCCCUCUUCCAGCUCAUCCCUGAGGCUUUUGGUUUCAACCCUCUGGAAGAUUAUUAUGUCUCCAAGUCUGCAGUGGUGUUUGGGGGUUUCUACCUUUUCUUUUUCACAGAGAAGAUCUUGAAGAUGCUUCUUAAGCAGAAAAAUGAGCAUCAUCAUGGACACAAUCAUUUUACCUCUGAGUCGCUUCCUUCCAAGAAGGACCAGGAGGAGGGUGUGACGGAGAAGCUGCAGAAUGGAGACCUGGACCACAUGAUUCCUCCUCAUUGCAACAGCGAGACAGAUGGCAAGAUCCCCAGCCUCGACGAGAAGGUCAUCGUAGGCUCUCUUUCAGUACAGGACCUUCAGGCAUCCCAAAGUGCCUGCUACUGGCUAAAAGGUGUCCGCUACUCUGAUAUUGGCACCCUGGCCUGGAUGAUUACUCUAAGCGAUGGCCUCCACAACUUCAUCGAUGGCCUGGCCAUUGGUGCCUCCUUCACCGUGUCUGUGUUCCAAGGCAUCAGCACUUCAGUGGCCAUCCUCUGUGAGGAGUUCCCACAUGAGCUGGGAGACUUUGUCAUCCUGCUCAAUGCUGGUAUGAGCAUCCAACAGGCUCUCUUCUUCAACUUCCUUUCUGCCUGCUGCUGCUACGUGGGUCUGGCCUUUGGCAUCCUGGCUGGCAGCCACUUCUCUGCCAACUGGAUAUUUGCACUGGCUGGAGGAAUGUUCUUAUACAUUGCUCUGGCUGAUAUGUUUCCUGAGAUGAAUGAGGUCUGCCAGGAGGAUGAAAGGAAGGGCAGUGUCCUGAUCCCCUUUGUUAUCCAGAACCUGGGCCUCCUGACUGGCUUCACCAUCAUGCUGCUCCUCACUGUGUAUUCAGGACAGAUCCAGAUCGGGUAGGGCCCUGCCAGGAGCCAGUGGGAUCACAAGUCAGGCCCCGGGUGCCUGGUCCCUGGCCUUGAGGACUUGGCAUCCACAAACCACCAUGGAAGAGGCAGUGCCAUAAGAAACUGACACAGACUGCCUGCCUCCAUUCAGAUGUCAGCUGUUUCAGAAUGCUUUGUCUUAGGAAGAAGCUGUCCUGGUAACCAUUCUCUAGGUAGUGCCUCGCCCCUCCACUCACAGUGAUCCUGGAACUUGGACGCCAUGUACAGGACAAGCCUCCCUUUUCUCUCUGGUCACUCUAGCCUCUUUCUCUUGGAAGCAGCACUGAGAGAUUCUGAAUUGUUUUACCCUGAAAUGUAAAAAUGAAGCCAGUG
This is a messenger RNA of Castor canadensis (American beaver), 2075 nucleotides long. RefSeq names its product solute carrier family 39 member 14 (gene Slc39a14). Gene Ontology annotation, molecular function: monoatomic cation:bicarbonate symporter activity; zinc ion transmembrane transporter activity. The record is from RefSeq and is a predicted model, not a curated record. NCBI's taxonomy places the organism in Eukaryota, Metazoa, Chordata, Mammalia, Rodentia, Castoridae. Gene Ontology annotation, cellular component: plasma membrane. Gene Ontology annotation, biological process: intracellular monoatomic cation homeostasis; zinc ion import across plasma membrane.